GAGGAGGAGGCGCCCGACUACGGCGGACUGCGGUUCCAGUGUUCAGGGACGUGCGGAGGUCCGGGUGCGAGCCCCUGUUUCUCUUCAGUCUGGGGUCGCCCCGUCGCCCCGUCGCCCCGCGGACUGAGGACUCCACGGUCAGGACCUGAUGACUGUGCCCUAGUGUGAGCUGGCCCACAGUGAUGGUCAUUGUCCUCCAGAACAGUGAUGGAGGAAAUACCGGCUCAGGAAGCAGCAGGAUCACCAAGGGUCCAGUUUCAGUCUUUGGAGACGCACUCUGAGGGUCACUCCCCAGAGCUUCAGCUCGUGCAGGACACUGACAUGGAACAGGGACUCACUGGGGCUCCACCUGUUCCCCAGGUGCCUGCUCUUCCCCAUGAGGGAAGCCCAGGAGACCAGGCAGCUGCGCUCCUGACUGCCAGGUACCAGGAGUUUGUGACAUUCGAGGAUGUGGCUGUGCACCUUACUCGAGAGGAAUGGGGAUGCCUGGACCCUGUUCAGAGGGACCUCUACAGAGAAGUGAUGUUAGAGAAUUAUGGGAACGUGGUCUCACUGGGAUUUCCAAUUUCCAAGCCUGAUGGGAUCUCCCAGCUGGAACAAGAUCUACAGGUCUUUGAUCUGGAAACUAAGAAUAGAGAAGUCUUAAGAGAUGACUACUCAGAUGGAGAGACCAGAGAAGAGAACAAGCUGUUGAUUCCUAAGCAGAAAAUUUCGGAAGAAGUACAUUCAUACAAAGUGAGAGUAGGAAGACUCAAACAGGAUAUUGCCCAAGUUCCUGAGACUAGAGAAGUGUAUAAGACUGAGGACAGAUUAGAAAGGCUUCAGGAAAUCCUAAGGAAAUUUCUCUUCCUGGAGAGAGAGUUUAGGCAAAUAACAAUCAGCAAGAAAGCCCUCACCAGUGAAAACAAUGAAUGUAAUGAACCUGAAAAAAGUUUCAGUCUGGACUCUACCCUUGAUACAGGUCAGAGAGUUCUUAGAAUACAGAAUAUUGAUGACAAUGAUAAGUACGACAUGAGCUUCAACCAGAAUUCAGCUGCUGGUAAACAUGAACACAUAAAUCUAACACAGAAUUUUCCGAGUGGUGAGUAUAAGGAAAGCUUAAUGGAUCUCUCCCACCUUAGUAAAUGGGAGAGCAUUCCUGCUGCUGAGAAAUCCUAUAAAUGUGAUGCAUGUGGGAAAACCUUCCAUCAGAGCUCAGCCCUUACUAGACAUCAGAGAAUCCAUACUAGAGAGAAACCCUACAAAUGUAAAGAAUGUGAAAAAUCUUUCAGUCAGAGCUCAAGUCUUAGUCGACAUAAGAGAAUACACACUAGAGAAAAACCCUAUAAAUGUGAAGCAUCUGAUAAAUCCUGUGAAGCAUCUGAUAAAUGCUGUAGUCAGAGCUCAGACAUAAUUCAGCAUAAGAAAAUUUAUACCAGAGCUAAAUCUUAUAAAUGUAGCAACUGUGAAAGAGUCUUCAGUCGUAGUGUACACCUUACUCAACAUCAGAGAAUUCACAGAGAAAUGCCCUGUAAGUGUACUGUAUGUGGCAGUGACUUUUGUCAUACUUCAUACUCAGUUGAACCUCAGAGAGUCCGCCAUGAAGAGAAAUCCUGUGAGUACAAUGAAUGUGGGUUGGCCCAUAUUAAACAUCAAGGAAUUCAUCUCAGAGAAAAGCCUUGUACAUGUAAUGAGUUUGGAAAAGACUUCAGAUUGAAUUCACAUCUUAUUCAGCAUCAAAGAAUUUACACAGGAGAGAAACCACAUGAAUGUAAUGAAUGUGGAAAAGCUUUCAGUCAAACCUCAUGCCUUAUUCAGCAUCAUAAAGUGCAUAGGAAAGAGAAAUAUGAAUGUAAUGAUUAUGAGCCAAGUUUCAGUCAUAGCUCAGAUAUCCUGCAGCAACAAGAAGUCCUCACUAGAGACAAAGUCUUUGGUUGUGACGCAUGGGAAGAGAACUUCGGUCAGAGAGCACACCUUGUUCAGCAUCAAAGAAUUCAUACCAAAGAGAAACCUUAUGAAUGUAAUGAACGUGGGAAGACAUUUAGUCAAGUUCAAGCCUCAUUCAACAUCUGAUAAUUCACACCAGGGAGAAAUCAUGUAUAUACUAAAUAUGGUAAAGUCUUCAGUCAUAGCUCAACCCUUACUCAGCAUCAGAGAAUUCACACCAGAGAGAAACCCUAUGAAUGUGACAAAUGUAGGGAAGCUAUUAGUCAGUGUUAAACUCUUAACUUCUGAAAAGUCAUACCAGUGAGAAAAUCUUUGAAUGUACUGGAUGUAGUAAAUUCUUCAUGCUAUUUUCAUACCUUAGUCGCAAUUGGAGAAUUCAUACUGGAAUAAAAUUCUAUGGCUGAAAUGAAUGUGAAAAAGCUAUCAGUCAAAGAAACUACCUUGUUCAGUACCAAAUUCAUGCCAUGCAAAAGUCUUGAAUGUAAAAUAAAGGUGUAUGUGUGUGAGGAGAUUCAGUCAUAAUUCAGCACUCAAUCAACAUCCAAAAGUCUAUACCCAAGAAGUCAUUGGAGUGUAAUAAAUGUGACGAAUCUUCCAGUAGGAGUUAAGUCUUUGUCACAAUCAGAAUAUCCAUAUCAGAUGAGAAUCUGAUCUAAUGCAAGUAGAAAAAUUUGCCAGCAUAUUUAAGGCUUUACCAAACAUCAAAGUAUUGGAGAGAAAAUUAUUUGUGUAUGAAAUUGUUAAUAUAUACUUCCAGUCUUUUUCAUUGCAGAAAAAUCUAGUCUGAAGGGUGACUUGGUAAAUGUAGUGCCAUUUUCUCAUGGCAUUCUUUUAUUUAAUAUAACUUCUAUGUAGUUAUGUAUAUUUUAUUUAUAGAAUUCAUUUAAGCUAUUUUUAUUUUAAUAUGGCCUAUGAAGAUUUUUAUUUUUCCUGAAAUUGGUUCUUAUUAUUCACAGCUUCCCUAAAAUACCAUUAAUGAACCAGUGUUAAAACAUAACUUCUGAAAAGUAGCUUAUUUAGCUUUUUCUGCUUUUCUUGGCCCAAGAGCUCUCCAAAACAGACUCUUAGGCUUUCUUUACGUCGUAUUCCUUUAAAGCCACACUUGGAUUCCUGUUGAUUUCCCUAUUCUCUUAAGUACUUUUGAGUGAUGGUUUCCUGGUUUUAAGCUUUUCACCAACAGGUAUGCUGUCCCUACUUGAUGUUGCUGGUCUGGUGUUUUACUUCCUAAAGUGAAGCAUUUUCUUUUAAAAGAACUGAAUUUCCACAUCCAGCCCAUCUGUAAGUUUGAAGGAUUUGAGGAUUCAGUAGAGUACUAUGUAGAGCAGGCGUAAGAGUCAGUUUUGGAGAGAACUUGGGCCAUCCCCUUCCUGGCUGCAGCUCGAUUUUCUCCCUGAAACCUUCACAAGAGUCAAUCACUCUUCUUUGUAUUGAUACAAAGGUUGCUUUUCCACAGACCUCUGGAACAAAAGCUGAGUUUGUGGCAGGCAGCUUACCGUUUUCAAGUGAUGCCCAAGUUUUUAGCUGCCUCGUCUCCAUCCACAGCCCUUGAAAAGAGAUAAUAAGGACAUCAAGAGGCCAGCAAGACCCCUGGUGGUCUAGCAAUUUAUUCAGUGCCUGUUCUGCAUGUAUAAGUUUAGAAUUCUUUUCUAUGCCUCUGUUGAAGGCCAGCAAAAUGCUCAGGUCUGCUUUUGAUAGAGCAAACAUAAAGAACAUAAAUGAAAAAAUUAGCUUCAAAAGAAUGUAGCCUUUUAACAAAGAGGUUGCCAUUCUUAUGUAGUAUCUCCAGAGACAAUAAGAGAGUGGCAGGUUUGUUACUGGUAAAAUUUUUAACAUUAUGAUUGCUUCUUUGUUUGGAUCUGCUGCCCAACCCUGCACCCCCAAAAUCUCUCCUCAUCAGGACAGUAUUUGAAGUGCAGAGGCUUUGUGUAUAAUUGUUUAUUCAUCAUCACAUUUUAUUAGAAUCUAUAGACCAAAUGAAAGAACAUGGCUUUUUUGAUUGAUAAGGCCGAUCACAGAUGUUGGCUUCAGAGUUCAGGGUCACCAUCAUAUACCUAGCAAGAGUUCAUGGUUCUUUAGGUGUCAAAGCAUUUUAUUAUAUUUUUCUAUCUUAAGCUUCAUAAAAUCUUGUGAAUAAGAUGAGUGUUACUUAAAAUUCUAGUUGUCAGUCCAGCAAUUGAGGUUCUCAUAGUUCAGAUGUUAAAUUGACUAGGGAUCCUUAACAAAUAUAUAAAAAUUUAUUGCUCACUCUAUAAUCCUCUUAUGGCUAGCCUCUAGAAUAGUUCUGCCACAUAUUUACUUCUUUGCUAUCAACAAACAUAGGAUCUCAUCAGGGCAAGGUAGGGUUCUAAAUGAAAUUGAUAUAUAAAUGAAUUGAUCUAAAUGUAAAGCAAAUGAGAAAUGCAUGUUUGUUUGUUUUUCUGUUAAACUUGUAUACCUUUGCUUAUAGAGACCAACAGUCACCUCGGGUGACUGAAACAGGAUUAAGUAAUCCCUAAGUAGCAGAAUUUGUAAAAAUCACAUGUAUCUAUUUGGUUUAGGAAAGUGCUUUUGUACUUCCACUUGA
This is a messenger RNA of Cynocephalus volans (Philippine flying lemur), 4489 nucleotides long. RefSeq names its product zinc finger protein 655 (gene ZNF655). Gene Ontology annotation, cellular component: nucleus. Gene Ontology annotation, molecular function: RNA polymerase II cis-regulatory region sequence-specific DNA binding; DNA-binding transcription factor activity, RNA polymerase II-specific. NCBI's taxonomy places the organism in Eukaryota, Metazoa, Chordata, Mammalia, Dermoptera, Cynocephalidae. The record is from RefSeq and is a predicted model, not a curated record. The coding region runs from base 208 to 2052 and encodes 614 amino acids. Gene Ontology annotation, biological process: regulation of transcription by RNA polymerase II. The transcript is spliced from 6 exons.